This is a messenger RNA of Cyclocybe aegerita, 675 nucleotides long. The record is from the annotation of a GenBank genome assembly. NCBI's taxonomy places the organism in Eukaryota, Fungi, Basidiomycota, Agaricomycetes, Agaricales, Hemipholiotaceae.
AUGCACACCACAUUCUCCCGCCUCUUCGUUCUCAUCUCCCUCUGCUCGCUCCUUGUGUCAGCCGCCACCCAGCCCAGCUUCCGUCUGCGUGGUCUCGAGACUGGAACCCGCACCGUCAGUGCCGUCAAUAGCCGAAAUCUCAAGCAGUACGACCCACGCUCCCCUGCUGCUAUCGAGCGCCGUCGCCGCCGUGCUCUGGGCAUCUAUCCUCGUCAGUCUGCGGCCCCAGACGACUCUGUCGGGGCCCAGUCGUUCGAUGGGGGUUCCGACACCGCGCAGCCCGCCGACAAUCAAAGUAGCUCCCCCUCCGUCCUCGGCUCGGUCCCUGACACUCUUUCGGCUGUCGGUGGCAUUGUUCUGGGCGCCAACUUGAAUGGACAAGAUUUGACCUCUUCCCUUCCCGUCUCAGGCACGAUCCUUGGUUCAGGUUCCAGCAUCGUUUCUGCUCCUGGUAGCGAGGUUCUACCUGCCGCUUCUGACACUGUCUCCGGAGCCACUUCAGGUUCUGUGACCGAUGCAGGCUCCAGUCUCAACUCCGCCGUGUCCAACGCCGCUACUAAUAGUGUUCCUAACAUCGUCUCCGGCAGCAGCAGCGGGAGUGGGAACGGGAACAUAGUUGCUCCUAUAGGAACUGCGUCGGGAUCUGGUUCUGGAAGCGGGUCGGCCUCUCUUUGA